AUGCGUCAGGAUCAACUCAAGUUCCUCUUAGCUCCCAUUCUGCCUGAAGGAACAUGCAUCAGGAGAGCCGUCCACCUCGCCGAGCUCUGGGCUGGCUACGGUCACAUCUUUCGCAUUCAGGUGGAGCAAUGCGCCGCCUCGUCUGGAUCUCCUUCCACAAAUAAGUUACAUGGUACCUAUAUAGUGAAGACCAUUCAACCGCCACCCAGUUCCGGUGAAGGGUAUGACGAGGGGCACGCUCGAAAGAUGCUUAGCUACCGCGUCGAGGCAAACUUCUACCGAUACUUUACUGAAACCGUAUCGUCAGAAGAAUGCAGUGUACCAAAAUUGAUCGCUUCAUCAGCUUCGAACGAUGCGACGGGACAUCAGGGUCAGACGUUGAUUCUGGAAGAUAUUUCGCUGCGUUUUCCUGUACUGACGGAGCGGCGAGGCACACUCAACGAUGCGCAGGUGAGGAAAAGUCUCGAAUGGCUCGCUCACUUCCACGCAAGCUCUUGGGACAUCACAUCCGUCUCCACCGAUGGAUUCUGUCCACCACCAUCGCAAGCGUGCGAGCAAAACUGGCGCGGUACAGGUCUUUGGCAACAAGGAGGCUAUCACUACCUAGCUACGCGCCAACACGAACUCGAAUCCAUCGAUCCGCACACCGACCCCUGGGGUCAACUUGGCCUCCACGCCGAAUCCGAUCUACCGAUCAGCGUAGACUGGUGUCUCAACAACCCCGCAGAUCGAUCCAGGUUGAGUCUGAUCCACGGCGAUGUCAAAGCGGCCAACAUGGCCUUUUCCACCGACACGCGUCAUAUGGCCAUGUACGAUUUCCAAUACGUCGGUGUAGGCUUGGGCGUUCAAGAUCUAGCCAAAUUCUUGACCACCUCUAUACCCGGCCGAUACCUAGAUGAUCAAGAUGGAGAGGAAAAGCUGCUCAAAAUGUACCACGGAUGCUUGGUAGACAAACUUCCGAACGGCGCCAAGUACGAAUUCGAACAGUUGAUGCGGGAUUGGGAGCUGGCUUUGGUGAGCUGGGUGAGAUUCUUGGCUGGCUGGAGCGGCGGCUUCUGGGGCAACGUCGAUUGGUUGCAGCAUAGAGUGCAACGUUUGCUGAGCGAUCAAGAGUGGGUUCAAGGGGUAAGACAGUGUUGGAAGACGGCGACGCAGACUCAGAAUUGA
Mycosarcoma maydis (corn smut) is the source of this 1167-nucleotide messenger RNA. RefSeq lists its product as uncharacterized. The record is from RefSeq and is a predicted model, not a curated record. The coding region runs from base 1 to 1167 and encodes 388 amino acids. The transcript has a single exon. NCBI's taxonomy places the organism in Eukaryota, Fungi, Basidiomycota, Ustilaginomycetes, Ustilaginales.